AUGGCUUCUGCCACCACACCCACCACCUUCUCUCUCCUCCAAACCACCAUCGCCUCCACCUCCCGCACCCGCUCUUCUCUCUCCCAUGUCUCCUUACCCUCUUCUCUCAAACCCACCACUCUCCGCCGCCUCGGCUUCUCCGCAGCCGAUCCCCUCUUCGCUCUUCAGGUAGCUUCCAAAAUUCGAUCCUUUGGCUCCGGCAAAGCCGUUAGAGGCGUUGUGUCAAUGGCGAAGAGGAGCGUUGGAGACCUAUCAGUAGCUGACUUGAAGGGGAAGAGGGUGUUUGUCAGGGCUGACUUGAAUGUGCCUUUGGAUGACAGCCAGAACAUCACUGAUGAUACUAGAAUUCGCGCUGCUAUUCCCACCAUUAAGCAUUUGAUUGAGAAAGGGGCUAAAGUCAUUCUUUCCAGUCAUUUGGGACGACCAAAAGGUGUGACCCCAAAAUUUAGCUUGGCACCUCUUGUACCUCGGCUAUCUGAACUUCUUGGGAUUCAGGUUGUGAAGGCUGAGGACUCCAUUGGUCCAGAAGUAGAAAAGUUGGUGGCUUCACUUCCUGAUGGCAGUGUUCUUCUUCUUGAAAAUGUGAGGUUUUACAAGGAGGAAGAGAAGAAUGAUCCUGAGCAUGCAAAGAAGCUUGCCUCCUUAGCAGAUCUUUAUGUCAAUGAUGCAUUCGGUACUGCCCAUAGAGCUCACGCCUCAACUGAGGGGGUCACAAAAUUCUUGAGGCCAUCUGUAGCUGGUUUCCUUUUGCAGAAGGAACUCGACUAUCUUGUUGGGGCAGUAUCAAGUCCAAAAAGACCAUUUGCAGCCAUUGUUGGUGGUUCAAAGGUCUCAUCCAAGAUUGGGGUGAUUGAGUCACUUCUAGAGAAGGUUGAUAUCUUACUUCUUGGUGGCGGAAUGAUUUUCACAUUUUACAAGGCACAGGGUCUCUCAGUCGGUUCGUCUCUGGUAGAAGAAGACAAACUAGAACUUGCUACAUCACUCAUUGCAAAGGCCAAGGCAAAGGGAGUGUCUCUUUUGUUACCCACUGAUGUCGUAAUUGCAGACAAGUUUGCUCCUGAUGCAAACAGCAAGAUUGUUCCAGCUUCAAGCAUCCCUGAUGGGUGGAUGGGACUGGAUAUUGGUCCAGACUCUAUUAAGACAUUCAAUGAGGCACUGGAUACCACUCAAACCAUCAUCUGGAACGGACCAAUGGGAGUAUUUGAGUUUGACAAGUUUGCAGAAGGAACAGAGUCUGUUGCAAAGAAGCUUGCAGAACUUAGUGGGAAGGGAGUGACAACAAUCAUUGGAGGUGGAGAUUCUGUUGCUGCCGUGGAGAAAGUAGGAGUUGCUAGUGUGAUGAGCCACAUAUCGACUGGUGGUGGUGCUAGUUUGGAGUUGUUGGAAGGUAAACAACUUCCUGGUGUACUCGCUCUCGACGAAGCCACACCGGUUCCCGUGUAA
Prunus armeniaca (apricot) is the source of this 1443-nucleotide messenger RNA. The record is from the annotation of a GenBank genome assembly. NCBI's taxonomy places the organism in Eukaryota, Viridiplantae, Streptophyta, Magnoliopsida, Rosales, Rosaceae.